Zerene cesonia (dogface butterfly) is the source of this 8689-nucleotide messenger RNA. Its product is annotated as dystrophin-like. Lineage: Eukaryota; Metazoa; Arthropoda; Insecta; Lepidoptera; Pieridae. Gene Ontology annotation, cellular component: plasma membrane. Gene Ontology annotation, biological process: synaptic signaling. The transcript is spliced from 39 exons. Gene Ontology annotation, molecular function: protein binding. The record is from RefSeq and is a predicted model, not a curated record. The coding region runs from base 338 to 8689 and encodes 2783 amino acids.
CUUGACAGAGGGCGCGCACGUAUCUCACGCAUAUUAUGUUUUAUCGAAACAGUUCGACAAAUUAUGCAAGUGUCGUGAUUUUAUUUGAUAAAGUGCACUGUGCCCAGUUAAGAAAAUGAGUAUCUGAUAAAUUUGGAAUUUAAAUUUGAACCAAAAACGUUUAUGUAUAAGUAUAGUUGUAUAGUUUUUGAUUUAAAAGUGCCAAGUAAAUAUUACAAUGACCCGACGAAUGAAAAACUUGUUUGUGUAUUGUGCCAUCUAGUGUGUAAAGAAUAUAAUCAAAGCGUGUAGUGAAAGUUAAGGUCACAAACAAUGUAGUACGCUUUAUCGUCACAAGAUGGCAAUUCCUUCACCACUUGGUCAACGGAAACUAACUUGGAUUGUGGAAAUUGGGGAAGUUCCUCCAUACAGAAGUGGGCCAUACGAAAAACAUCUUAAUUACAGCAAAAAUGAAAGAGAAGACGUGCAAAAGAAAACUUUCGCGAAAUGGAUCAAUUCCCAACUAGCCAAGCAUGGCAAGCCGCUCGUCGAGGACUUGUUCCAGGAUCUGCGGGACGGAGAGGUGCUGCUCUCUCUCCUCGAGAUCCUCACCGACCAGCAGUUUAAACGCGAGCGGGGUCGCAUGCGCGUGCACCACCUGAACAACGUGAACGCGGCGCUGCGCGCGCUGGCCGCGGCCGGCGUGCGCCUCGUCAACAUCAGCAGCGGCGACAUCGUCGACGGUAACCCCAAGUUGGUGCUAGGUUUGGUAUGGAGCAUCAUUCUGCACUGGCAAGUACACUACCACCUCAAGGAGCUCAUGUCGGAACUUCAGCAGACCAACCUCGAGAAGACACUGCUCGCCUGGUGUCGAACGCACACACAGAACUACAGCGGCGUGGACGUGACGAACUUCAGCAGCUCGUGGGCGGACGGGCUGGCCUUCAACGCGCUGCUGCACCGCUGGCGGCCGCAGCUGUUCGAGUGGGCGGCGCUGGCGGCGCGGCCGCCCGCCGCGCGCCUCGAGCACGCCUUCCGCCUCGCGCACACGCACCUGCGCAUCGACCGCCUGCUCGACCCCGAGGACGUGAACACCCCGAACCCGGACAAGAAGUCGAUAAUGAUGUACGUGAUGUGCCUGUUCCAAUCGCUGGGGCACGGCGAGGGCGCGGCGGAUGGCGAGGUGGCGGAUCUUCAUUCGCAGAAAUUUCUCUUAGAGCUGUCGGAGCAGCAGUGCCGCGUGGGCGCCGUGCUGGAGGAAGGCGCCAGGCUCAUACGAGACGCCGCUCUCACCAAAGAGGAGGCCAAUGAAGUGCGGCUGCAGAUGCGGCUGCUGAACGAGCGCUGGGAGGAGCUGCGCGUGGCGGCCAUGCGGCGCCAGGCGGCCGGCCACAGCGAGCUCAUGCGCGCGCAGCACGACCACCUGCACGCCUUCCGGCAGUGGCUGACGGCGACGGAGGACCGCAUGUCGCGCAUGGAGGCGGCGCGCGCGGCGCCGCGCGACGCGCUGCGCGACGCGCGCGCGCUGCACGCCGACCUGCGCACGCAGCAGCCGCUCGUCGACGCGCUCGCCGACUGCGUCGUCGUCGUGGACGACGACCACGACGCGGGUGUGACGGAGAUCGAAGACCAGCUGCGGGCGCUGGGCGAGCGCUGGUCGCACGCGUGCCAGUGGACGCUGGCGCGGCUGCAGCGCUUGCAGGCGCUGUGCGCGCUGCUGGACCACAGCGACACGCUGCACACCGCCGCCGACGAGCUCGAGCGGGACCUCAAACAGAUGGAGGCGAACCCGGUGAGCGAGAUCGGCGAGGUGCUGGCGCGCAUCUCGGCGCUUCAGCGCUGCAAGCACUCGGCGGGCGUGCAGCGCGCGGCGCUGGGCGAGCUGCUGCAGCGGCUGGAGGCGCUGCAGCCGGCCGACGCGGCGCUGGGCGAGCGCGCCGAGGCGCUGCACGACCGCCUCGACGCCACCGAGAUGAUCCUGCGCGUGCAGGUCGACAGGAUAAAAGAGCUAGGUUUCGAGCUGGACAUGAGCAGCACGGAGUCGUCACCGACGCCGACGUACGGGGACGCGCGCAGCGUCACCACCACGGUGACGGUGAGCCACGCCGCCGGGCCCGCCGCGGGGCCCGCCGCCAGCCACAGCAAGAAGCCGCGCCUCGACCGGCCCGCCGACUUCCAGCACGGCUACGGCGUGUUCGAGACCUGGGCCGACGAAACCGAGAGAGCGCUGCAAGAGUGCGCGGAGCAGCUGGCGUGCGGCGGCGGCGCGGGGCGGGCGGCGCGCGCGGCCGUGCGCGGCGCCGUGCAGCGCGUGCAGCAGCAGAGCGAGCGCCGGCGCGCCGACCUCGCGCGCCUCGAGGGGGCCCGCGCGCCCCACGCGCACCACGCAGUGCCAGAGGAAGCCCAACAGCACGCUGACAGCAUCGAAAAUCUGAAACGACGGUGGGAGGGCAUUCAGCGCUCCCUCCUUGAGAUACGAAACACGAUGAACCUCCUCGAGGACAAGGAGAACUUCGACGAGAACCUCGCGGCGAUCCAGAGGGAUAUAGACGACAUCCACGCGUGGAAGGACAAGAUGUUGAAGGAGAAGCCCUCCAACAAUCAGCUGAUACACCUGCGGAACAAAAUACGACUCAUGAAGCAGAUAGAGACGAAACUCAAGGAACUGAACGCCCAAUCGAUCAUAUUACUGACGAAAGCGAUACCGACGUGUCACAAGGACGACAUAGAAGCCGAUACGAAACGAAUAAAUAAAGCGUUCGAAGAGUUGUUCACUUAUCUUAGCGGGAGAGAAGUGGAGAUCAAGCUGGCGAUUAACAAGAAACCGGUGGAUAAACACGAGGACGAAUAUAAAAUGGUGCAGAAGAAAGUUCAAGAUAUGGAGAACCAAAUAAUCGCGGAACACGCGGUUAUAUCUUCUAAAGAGCACAUGGAAAAAACCUUAGAGGAACUGAAGAGACUGAAAAAGGAUUUCGAAGAAAUACAAUCGACAUAUGAUAGUGUUGUUAAAGACAGGAAGCAGAAUUAUGAAAGGGGAAGUGUUGAGGAACUGAAUUUCAGGAGUAGCGUCGAGAACUUGGUGACCAGGUUUACGGAUUCGCAAGCGAUCCUGGGACAGAAGAUACAGAAGUUGGAGAACGGUAUCGAACUGCUGGACAACCUGCACAAGGAGACGAGCGAGCUGAGCUCUUGGCUGCAGCAGGUCAGCUCGUUUGUGGAGUCGCACUCUGACAUCCCGCUCGGGGACGCAGAGGCGCUGGAGAGCUUGCUUAUAGAGAGCAAUAAUUUCGAUGAAAGCAAAGCAAAUUACAAAGCGAAACUGGACAAAAUAGAAUCAAUAAAGAAUACGAUAUUGGAAGAUUGCGAUGAGACUUUAUCGAAACAUCUCAAAUCCGACACCAAAGAAUUGCAGAAACGUUUCAAUGACGUCACGAACGCGUCGUUCAAACUGAAUGAGAACUUAAGGCGAAGCUUAGAGCGGAUAGAGAAUGUAAUUAGAAGGAUAGAUGAGAUGGAGAAGUGGUUGGAAGAGAUAGAGAAUGAGAUCCCGAAAGAGGAGGAGUGCGAGAUCAGGGAUAGCGGAGAGCUGUACCAGAUGAAGACCCGAUUCCAGGCAUUAAAGGAUAAAUGCGAUGAAAAAACUACCGAGUUUAGGAAUUUGAACGAAGCCGGGCACGACAUCCUGGUGGCGGCGGAGGGCGCCACGCGGCUGGCGCGCCGCCUCACGCAGCUCAGCGCGGGCUGGACGCGCGCCACGCACUGCAUCUACGAGCGAUACAAGGUGCUGGCGGAGGCGUGGCACGAGUCGGGCGAGCUGCGCGCGUGGCUGGCGCAGCACACGGCGUGGCUGGACGGGCUGGCGCGCCGCCUGCGCUCCUCGCCCGCGCGCGCCGACGCCGAGGAGAUCUCCGACGAGCUCUACGACUUGGAGAACUACCUGGCGAACCAGAGCACGGAGCGCGUGGAGCGCAUCGAGAGCAUCGGGCGCGCGCUCAUCGACGCGCACAUCAUGCCGGCCUGGAUCCGCGCCGAGCUGGACCGCGCCGCGCAGCGCGGCCGCGCGCUCGCCGCGCAGGCCGCAGCUCGCACGCGGGAGCUGGAAGCUGCGGCGCAGGAAGCGGCUAAGAGCGAACUGUCGCUCGACAACCUGCACCAGUGGCUGUUGCGCCUGCGCACACAGCCGCCCCCACCGGAUCAAGUGGAGGCGGAGUUCGGCGCGGCGCACGCGCUCGUGCGCGAGGUGCAGGCGCAGGUGGCCGCCUACCGCGCCGCCGGCAAGCCGCACGCCGCCGACCGCCUGCGCGACCAGCUGCAGCUCGCGCAGGCGCAGCUGCUCGAGGCGGAGCGGCAGCGCGGCCCCGCCCCCGCCGACCCCGCCGAGCGGCUGCGGCGCGCCGAGCUGGCGCUGGCGGGCGUGCAGCGCGACGCGGCCGAGCUGCAGCUGCGCGCCGCCGAGCCCGACGCCGUGCGCGCGCUGCUGCGCCGCUGCCUGAAAUUCUAUCGAACGCUUAGUGAAAUCAAAUCGGAAGUGGAGUCCAUCAUAAAAACUGGACGAAAAAUGGUAGAAGAGAAAUCCGUGCCGGAACCGCAAGAAUUCUCCAAGAAGAUAGACACGCUUAAAGAGCUGUACAAUAAACUGGGCGCACACAUCACGGAAUCGAAAACGAGAUUGGAAACCGCUCUACUAACUGCGCGGGAAAUACAGAACGACUUGCAAUCCCUCACUUCCUGGCUCCAGGGGCUCGGGAACGUCGGCAAGCAGACGCUGGAACUGGAGAUGUCCAGAAUGGAAGCUAUUAAAGACAAGUUGAAUGCUAAUUACGUGGAGUUCACCAAGAUUUGUGACCCGGUGCACCUGGAGAGCCUCAGGAAACAGAUCGACGACAUUAACGAACGCUGGGAACACUUGAAACGACACGGUCUGAAGAAGGAAACCGAGGUGGAGACUCUGCAGCGAUACUUGAACGACAUCGACCAGGAGCUGGAGAGUCCCGAGACAUUGUCUGCGGCCAAGUUGAAUUUGUUGAAAACUGAGGUUCGUGCCAAAGCGAGCGAAGUAGAGGCGAUGGACAACAAAGCGCUCAGCAAACAGUGGUCAAGAAUUGUCGAAAAAAUCACGGCUAAAGAAUCUAACGUAGAUGCGGUCGUAGUUUCGUACGAGAAUAUUACUGACACCAUUAAGAGACGGUUAGAGAGUCCGGUUAAUACGCCUGACACAGAGCGGCCCGAGUUGAAAAAAUCUAAAAUUCCCCUCGCCUUAAAAAGCCCUGUUCCUAUUAAGAAAGAGAUCAAAGAAGGUGGCAAUAGAAGUAGAGGGUCUUCUUUGGAAAGAAGACAAAAGAAAGCGGAUAGUCCAAUGUCAGAGAGUGUAACGAGUAACAUGUCUAUAGAUUCUAUUGAAGGCUCAAUAUCAGUAAUGAGUUCAUUGCCUUCCACUCCCGGCACGCCCAAGAAAGACAGUAGCACAUUCAAUUUGCUUAAAGACAGCGAUUUAUUCACUCAAAUAUCUAAUAACAAAAUCGAACCAAAACAUACUGUUGAAGUUGACAAGCCGAAAGAAGAUCCAUGUCAAGUUGUAGAAGUGAAAGAGCACGAAAUUAUGAAGUCUAGCGUCAGUUCGAUAGAGCCAAUGGAAAUAUAUCCAUCAGACACAGUUGAAAGUGUUGUCGAAUUUAUUCCGCAAAAUGUGGAAACGGUUGAAAUUAUCGAUGAUACCGAAGGUGAGUCUAUGGGUGAAUCAGAUGAUGAAAAAGAUAGUAAAGAGGAACGAAAUGGUAAGCGGUCCUCAGUUGACUUUGGGUCUGAGCCUAAAACAUUCGUAAUUGAAGUAAAAAAAUUCGAAGAGCGAAUGAAACCAACGCUAGGUAUAUUAAAACAUAGAAGUGGCAGUGAAGAGAAGAAAAAGUCUGUGACAGUAAACGAUGUUCCUGAUUUAAUCCCCACUCUUGACGUAGAAGACAAUGACGUGUCGCUGAAAACGCCUCCACCAACGCCCAUGGAUGAGUCGGAGGCCCUUGAAUGUCCCCUUCUGUAUGACUUAGCAUUACGACAGAAAGAAGUCCAAAAGAAUCUGUUGCGAGAUGAAGUUAACGAGUAUUUAAUUCUUGACGAAGUGCCUAAAGAUCAAGCGGCGCUUCCCGAGCCUUCCGCUACAGAAGUGUUAGCCAGUGAAACUAUAGAUAUUAUCAGGGAUGAUAUACCCGUGAAGAAAGUCGGUGUUGGUAUAAGUGGGUCAACGUUGGAGAGAUUACGGAGGAAGUCAGGCAGUGGCGGAACAGAAGAGGAAGUCAUUUAUUCUGAAGUCGAAGAUAUGCCGAAGGUGCGACUUUCGGCAUCAGAUUUCGAUGAAAGAAAACCGACGGCCACCUCGACGCCGAUCAAAGACUCCAAGCAACAAGUGCAGGUGGUGGCCAUGUCGCCUAAGCCGAGUCCAGAAAGUGAUGCUCUGGAGGAAGAUAAGAGCGUGUCGGCCGGCUCAGUGCCGGCGAACAGGUCGCACAUCCCGGUCAGCACGGACAGAAAGAGUGACAAGUAUAACAAGAUGGAUGAUUAUGCCCAGGUGUGCGAGGAGGGUGAGGGCGGCGAGGGCGAGGGGGAGGGCGCGGGCGGCGACGCGGAGCUGGCGCAGUUCGAGGGCGAGGCGCAGCGCAUGUCGCGGCGCCUGCACGUGAUGCUGCUCACGCUGGGCGGCGUGGCCAGCGAGCGCGACCCCGCCAAGCGGCUUGAGAUCCUGAAGAACCAGCUCGGCGCCAUAGCGCCCGACGCGGCGGCGCUGAUCUCGCGCGGCGACAGCCUGGUGUACGCGCGCCACAAGGAGGACCCGCAGCUCGCCGAGUACAUCCAGACGCACUUCCAGGACAAGCUGCGCAACAAGUGGUCGCUCGUCAUGUCCGAGAUCGAGCUGAAGCGCAACGCCGCCAUCCAGGCGGAGGACCAGAUCGUGGAGCUGGGCGCGCUGGCGGAGCGGCUGCGGAGCCGCGCGCGCGAGCUGGAGCGCGCGGCGCGGGCGGCGCGGCCCGGGGCGCCCGGGGCGCCGGCAGCGCGGGCGGGCGAGGGCGCCGACGCGCCGGAGGGCGAGGGCGAGGGCGAGGGCGAGGCCGAGGCCGAGCGCGCGCAGGAGCUGGUGCGCGAGCUGCGCGCGCAGCGCGUGGCCUUCCCCGAGCGCGCGGCCGCGGACGCGCUGGCCGCGUACGCGCGCGCGCGCGACGCGCUUGACGCCGCGCUCGCCGACAAGGACAAGAAGGGCAAGGAGGCGGAGGGCGCGGAGGCGGUGCGGCGCGCGGGCGCGGCGCGCGCGGCGCUGGCGGCGGCGGGCGCGGCGCUGCGCGCGCCGCCGCUGGCCGGCCCCGACUUCGCCGACUUCCCGCUGCAGGAGGACGCGCUCGCCAAAAUAAAGGCGCAGAUGGGCGAGGCGGAGGCGCUGGUGGAGGAGGCGGAGGCGGCGCGGCGGCGCUGCGGCGGCGAGCGGGCGCGGCGCGGCGCCGAGCGGCUGCGGCGCGACUGGGCCGCGCUGCAGGCCGCCUUCCGCGAGCGCCACGAGCGGUGGACCCGCUGCCAGGAGACGUGGGCGAGCCUGUACGCGGCGCUGGAGAGCGGCGGCGAGGAGCUGGACGCGCUGGAGCGCGAGCUGGACGCCGGGCCCGACCCGCAGCGGCUCGCCGACUUGGAGCAGAGGGCGGCGGCGGCGGCGGCGCAGGCGGCGCGCACGCAGGCGGCCGGGCGCGGCGUCGUGCGCGCGUGCGCCGGCGCGCUCGCCCGCGACGUGCUCGACCAGCUGCACGCGCUCGGCGACCGCGCGCACCUGCUGCAGCGGCGCCUGCGCAGCGCACCCGCCGGGGCGGCGCACGCCGGGGCGGCGCACGAGGCGCAGUUCGCGCAGGCGCUGGAGCGCGCCGCCGAGCUGCUGCAGACCACGGCCGCCAACCCCGCCGACAGCACCAGCCUCGCCGUGCGCCUCUCGCUCGUGCGGGCGCGGCAGGAGGAGCUCAGCGCGAGCGUGGCGCGCGCCGCCGCGCUGCCGCCGCGCGCGCGCCCCGCGCCCCUCGCGCGCCUCGCGCUCCGCCUCGCCGAGGCGCAGACGCAGCUGUCGCAGCACGGCGAGUACGUGGAGCGGCGGCUGGCGGCGCUCGCGAGCUUCUCCGCCCGACUCGACGCCGCGCUCGCCGCGCUCGCCGCCGGGCAGAAAUCUGAAGAGCUAGACGAGGAGGUCCGUUCCCUGCUGGAGGAGUACGAGAGCAUGGAGCGCGAGUGCGGCGCCGCGCGGCACAGCGUGGCGCCCGACGUGCGCGAGCGCGUGCUGCGCCUGCGCGACCUGCGGGGCGCCGCGCCGCCCGCCGGGGGCGCCGCUGCGGGCUGCAGCCUGAAUGCAGCGUAUCUGGGCUUCGACCUAGAUCUAGAUACUGCUACUUAUACAAGCGCGCGGGUGGGGUCGCGGCGGCGCUCGUCGCAGGGCUCGCCCGCCGCGCUCUUGGCUAACUUCGACACCAGCGUUUUGCAGAUCCGCGACUGGGUGUCAGUGGAAGUGGACAUGCUGCGAGCGCAGCCGGUCGCCGUGGGCGACGUGGAAGACAUCCUGCAGCAGCUCGACAAACAGAAGGGUGUUCUUCGAGAGUUGGAGCAGAAGAAACCCCAAUUGGAUGAGCUGCUGCACACCGCUGAGAGUCUGAAGGGCACGGAGAAUAGACAGCAACUUCAUGGAAAAGGUACGUGA